Molecule: messenger RNA, 1062 nt
Organism: Aspergillus uvarum CBS 121591
Lineage: Eukaryota; Fungi; Ascomycota; Eurotiomycetes; Eurotiales; Aspergillaceae
Exons: 3
Coding region: 1-1062 (353 amino acids)
Source: RefSeq, a predicted model, not a curated record
AUGGCAGCCAAAUCGCCGAAAGACAACGUCGACCUCGACUUUCAGUUCUGGGCCAACUUGAAAUACAGUGGCUGCGGAUUCGAUAACCAGGCGGACUGGGAGGACUUUCAAAUGCGCUUCUCUGCCUCUACCUCUGGCCCUGGCACACCGCUACGUCCAGGCCUCAGGGUCAGCCAAAUUGGACAUCUCGAAAGUCCGGGCCCUCUCGCGGUGGCUGCUGUAGCUUUCGCAGUUCAGGACGAGGCCACCCUUCGCGAGACGGAGUUCUGCAUCCUGAUCAUCGUUCCUCCUCCGUCCCCGGACGACCCGCACGAGGGCUCUGGGAAACAAUUACCGGUCUUCACGGCGACCAAGACGGACGAGGCCAGAGACACUUUUGAGUCCGAACUAACACACGGCUCCCGGCUUUUCCAGCUGGUUCCGGGGGAGGACGCAGACACGCCCGGAUUCGAACCGUUCCAGCCGGAGCCCCCGAGAGUCGACUGGGGCCUGGUCAAGGAGGAUGUCAAAGACGUUCCGGUUUUUGCCUUGUCGGAUGUCGAGCGGUUCCGCUCGCUGACGAAUCAGGUCCACGAAGUCACCAUCAACGGGCGGGCCUAUGUCUACAAGCUUGCCAGAGAUCCAGAGUUUGUCCGGGAGAUCUCGAUGUUGCGGAAGCUGGAAGCGUUGAGCAGGAAAGGACACACCACUCUCCGGGCCCCGAAGCUGGAAGGGGUCAUCGGCCUGGAUACGAUAUUCGAUGGGAUUCUCAUGACGUGCAUCCCGUCCUCCCGCAGUCUGGAUCGUCUGAUUCUCGGUGAUUGCGAGAUGAGCCUCGCCGACCGUCAGAAGUGGUAUGACCAGGUCUCCGAGGCCGUGCAAACUCUGCAUCAGGAGGGUCUCUGCUGGGGAGAUGUCAAGGCGGCAUAUGUGGUGAUUGAUGGCGAAGGCGACGCCUGGCUGAUCGAUUUCGAAGGCGGUGCCAGUUGGGGCUGGAUCGACAAGCAGCUGAAAGAUACCAUGGCUGGAGAUUUGCAAGGCUUGAGCAGGCUGCAUCAGGUAUUGGGCCUGGGAGCCUCCUGA